Molecule: messenger RNA, 981 nt
Organism: Hylaeus volcanicus
Lineage: Eukaryota; Metazoa; Arthropoda; Insecta; Hymenoptera; Colletidae
Exons: 2
Coding region: 273-677 (134 amino acids)
Biological process (GO): hemocyte migration
Cellular component (GO): membrane
Molecular function (GO): growth factor activity
Source: RefSeq, a predicted model, not a curated record
AGAGAGCAACGGAUCGGAAAAGGAUAGACGAAGUGAAAUCAGAGAUGGAGGGGACGGUGGACACACUGGGCCGAGGAUGAAAGUUACAUAUAUAUAGAGGGAGAAAGAAUUCAGAUCGCAGAAGAGAGGUGCAGUCUUCUGCCCUGGCCCCAGAACGAUCCUCGCCGAUCUAUCAGAGCGAACCGAACCGUCGACGGAAGUAGGUCCCUCGGUACUGCGUUCCAUUCACGAGCAAAACAGGACUGACCCGUAAAAAACAAUAACAGCUAAAAAUGAGAAACUUCGUGUUAAUGUUGUUUUUCAUUCAUCUCGCCUUUGCCACGAUUGGCCGUCAUCACAGGGACCGGGGAUUUUUGAAUCACGUGCAACUGGUGCACGAAUUUCGAUGCUCCUCGCCGCAGCCAAGGGCCGUGCCGGUGGAAAAGCUUUUAACCGUUGGCCCUAGCCCCGAUGAGGUUUUCUAUCCUGCCUCCACCGUUUUGACGCGUUGCGACGGAGCUGGAUGUUGCCCGGACCCCAAACAGAUUUGCGCACCUGUCGAGACUAGAAACGUCAGCCUUGUCUUUAUGGUGAAGCACAUGAUCGACCGGCAACGCGAUAGACAUCACGAAGUGAUACACGUUUUGGAGCACACCAAGUGCGGAUGCGUCGAUAAGAAAUUGAUCGAGUUCGACUGAUUCUUCUUUCUAGAGAAAACUUCUCUCUGUCGAGGACUUACAUCUGUUGCUUUAAGAAUAUUGUUAAAUAGUUUCUUGGUACUUUGUCUUCUUGUAGUAACCAAAAUGAUAUUUAUAAUUGCGCGAGUAAAUAACGGUGUAGUUAGUAGAUUAAGUUUAACUGUAAGACGAGUUCCUUGAUUUAAUCAUCCUUCAGGAUUUUUGACUGUGAUAUUUUCAUAAAGUAGCGUAAAGUGUAUCUUUGUUAUUUAUAACAUGGAAUUAAUAAAAUAUAGAUACUUGUAGAUGACGCUACGUCGUUGGU